AUGGCGAGUAGCAAACUUCCCAGCAUCCCGUCCCUUCGCACACAACAGCUUUAUCUUGAACUUGCGAGCCUCCAGGCAUCUCCUCCCCCUGGGGUAUAUGUCACGAUCUCGCCGACCGAUCCCACUCUUUGGUCCGGAGUGCUGUUCGUGCAAAAAGGUCCCUACGCCUCUGCUAUCCUUCGUUUCCAAGUCCGAUUCCCGCGAAUCUACCCAGAUCUUCCGCCGAUUGUAAGGUUCGACACAGAUAUAUUUCAUCCUCUUCUUGUCCCUUUGACGACGUACACUUUCACAACCAGCUCGUCGGAUACAGACACUGUUAGCGCAACGGACGAGGAAAGACUCCCCCCAGGUGGCUUCAGUCUACGACACGGAUUCCCUCACUGGUUCGGGAGGGCAAAACGAAGUGCUACUAACUCAGCAUCUUCAUCCAGGAAUGUGAGCAGCAAUCCAACGGCUGAUGGAGUUGGAGCGGCCCCAGAUACGUCGAGCAGUACACCUGCGGAGACCAAUUCUGACGUGAAAGAUGGAGAGCCAUCAUCGGUCGCGCUCAUUAAUAGCAUCCAUACCAGCUCAAUCCCAACAGGGGAAAUCUACCAGAGUGAAGGGGUUGAUGUACCCGUUGCACAGUUGUUCAACUACAUUCGGGAGACAUUUGACAAUGAAGAUGUGAUAGAUUCUAUUCCACUAGAAGCGGCAGGUAAUCCUGGGGCGUGGCAUGCCUGGCAAUCCCAUCGUCGUCAUUCUAGAGACGUAUUAGGUGAAUCCAAAAAUGCAGAGCUGCAGCAAGCUGGCACAAAUCUCCAGGGUCCUGCUGCUGGAAAAGAGAGCGGAAAAUCUCGACUGCCUGGGCAGUGGAAUUGGACUGGUGUUUGGCAAAAGAGAGCCCAGGCCGGAAUUCGGAACAGCUACCUCGAGUCUGUUUUGUUUGGAAAUUCCCCUCGAAAUGCUGCGGAUGACUUGAUUCGGUUUCAAAAGCUCGACAAUGAUAUACUGGCAGAAGUCAAAACGGAGAUCAUCGGACCAGCAAGAAACUGA
This is a messenger RNA of Ophidiomyces ophidiicola, 1035 nucleotides long. RefSeq lists its product as uncharacterized. Lineage: Eukaryota; Fungi; Ascomycota; Eurotiomycetes; Onygenales; Onygenaceae. The record is from RefSeq and is a predicted model, not a curated record. The transcript is spliced from 4 exons. Bases 1 to 1035 code for a protein of 344 amino acids.